ACGUCCCCGUCCCCGUCCCCUGAUGCCAAUCUAGUUUGAUUGGUUUUAGCCGUCAUAUCACGAACAAGAAAAUUCUUGGCGAUCAAAUGGUUUGUGCUGCUGUCUCCAAUCUCCAAUCUCAAGCCUGAACCACCAAGUAAGCAGCACACAAACAAAGUAAACGACCGGAAAUAACUUCCCGUCUUUUAACUGUUCGAUCUCUCCAGACACAAAAAAAAAAGACAGAACAAAUCCAUCUCUUCAUCCCAUAAAACAAGACCGCCACCACGACCUCCCUCCCCCUUCAUCUCCACCAUGGGAUCAGCAGCAAACCUUUGCUCCGUCUUAUCAGAAUCACAACGUAUAAUAAACGCUCACUCCCGCCAUUUCUUGGCUCUCUCUGUCCUCUUUAUCCUCCCUCUUUCUUUCUUUCUUUCUGUCUACCCCGCCAUCCAAAACAUCAUCUCUCAAUUCUCCACUCGGGGCUCCAAAACCCUCCUCUCUCGUACAUUUUAUCAAGAUGACCCAUCAAAUCUUUUCACUACAAAUUUCAUUAUCCUCUCUCUUCUCGUUUCACUCUUUACCAUCACGUUCUCAACUUUUGCUCUAGGUUCCAUCACCUACAGUGUUAUUCAUGGAUUCUACGGUAGACCUGUAAAGCUUUGGUCUUCAAUCAAAUCUGCUUUCACUUCUUUCUUUCCCCUUUUGAUCACUGGCUCUUUUGUUGAAAUUAUCUUUUUGGGGGUCCUUCUCCCUUUUGUGUUGUUGUUGUUUUUUGUUAUAAAUGGAAUUCAGCUUCCUGGAUUUGAAAUUAAUGUCUCUUCGCCUUAUUUUAUUGUUUUUCUUGUGAUUCUUGGGGUUGUUUUGGUCUUCGUAUUGCUUAAUUUGCAAUUGAAGUGGAUUUUAGCUCAGGUAAUUGUGGUUGCCGAAUCAAGUUGGGGUCUUGAGCCGUUGAGAAGGAGUGACUACUUAAUGAAACGAAUGAAGGGAGUGGCUUUGUCUAUGGUUUUAUUUUUUGGGUUUUUCUCUGGCUUGUUGGUAAUUGCCAGUUCAUUUCCUUGGGAAGGUUUGCAUGUUGGUAAUAUUGACAGUGCAUGGAAGAUUUGGCCUUUUGUUGUUCGAAUUGUGGUGACUUCAGCACUCCAAAUGGUGUUGCAGCUUUACAAUAUCGCGGCGUUUGCUGUUCUUUACAUGGAUUGCAAGGCUGUGCACGGAGAGCUUGUUUUGGAGAUUGCUGAGGAGUUUGCUGGUGACUAUGUUAGCUUGCCUUUUGAUGAUGGAAAGACCCCUCAUUUUGUUUCUGUUGCUUAUAUAUGACAUGCAGUACUAAGGUUAGCGACCUCGUAAUCCCUUUUGUUUGCAUUACAUGUUUUGUUGGUUGUUCUUUUCUAGCUUAUCCUAGUCUGUACUUGUGUAUUUGAACUCACUUCUAUGUAGAUACUGCAAUGAGUAUGAAACUUGUGUGUACCAUCAUCUGAAAUAAGAUUUGAGUUGCUGGUGCUUAUGAAUGGAUAUUAUUAUA
This is a messenger RNA of Populus nigra (black poplar), 1501 nucleotides long. RefSeq lists its product as uncharacterized. The record is from RefSeq and is a predicted model, not a curated record. The transcript has a single exon. NCBI's taxonomy places the organism in Eukaryota, Viridiplantae, Streptophyta, Magnoliopsida, Malpighiales, Salicaceae. The coding region runs from base 295 to 1296 and encodes 333 amino acids.